This is a messenger RNA of Rotaria sordida, 702 nucleotides long. The record is from the annotation of a GenBank genome assembly. NCBI's taxonomy places the organism in Eukaryota, Metazoa, Rotifera, Eurotatoria, Philodinida, Philodinidae.
AUGAUAGUACCAAAUAAAAUUGAUGAAAUAAAUUGGUUAAAAUAUAAUAUAUUACUUAGUUGUAUUCAUGCUGGUAUUUGUUCAAUAUUAUUAAUCAUAUGUGUUUUACGAGCACCAGAAAUGUUUAAAGAUCCAUUAUCACAUGCAAAUCAUUUUAAUUAUGCAUUAAUUUCAUUUAGUACAGGAUAUUUUCUAUAUGAUUUUAAUAAUUGUAUACAAAAUUCAAAAUCAUCAACAAUUGCAUUUCUAUUUCAUCAUAUUGUUGUUAUGGCAUUUUUUAUUCAUGUUCUUUUUUAUACACGUAAUAUUGGUUAUGCUAUAUAUGGUUUAUCAAUUGAAAUUAAUAGUUUUUUUUUACAUGCUCGACGAGUUUUACGUUGGUAUUCACCAAUAUUUAAAUCAAUUUAUUAUAAUAAUCUACUUAAAAUAUUUAUUGAUAUUAGUAAUUAUAUAACAUUUAUAUUAUUUCGUUUUGGUAUUGUUUUUGUUGGUUUACGUGCAUUACAUAUUCAACGAAAUCGUCUUAAUCCAAUUGUACAUAUAUUUACUGUUAUUGCUACUUUAGCUAUUGGAAUUUUAAAUAUUGUUCUUUUUUAUCGUCUAGUUAAAAAUCAAAUUAUAAGAAAAUUAAAAAUUAAACAAGAAAAACCAAACAAAGAUGAAAUUUUGAUUACUGAUAAUCAAAUUUUAUUACCAAGUUAA